Capsella rubella is the source of this 810-nucleotide messenger RNA. Its product is annotated as alpha carbonic anhydrase 4. The record is from RefSeq and is a predicted model, not a curated record. The transcript has 6 exons. NCBI's taxonomy places the organism in Eukaryota, Viridiplantae, Streptophyta, Magnoliopsida, Brassicales, Brassicaceae. Gene Ontology annotation, molecular function: zinc ion binding; carbonate dehydratase activity. The coding region runs from base 1 to 810 and encodes 269 amino acids.
AUGGAUCGCAACACAAGAACAAUCUUCCUCUUUUCACUGCUUUUCAUCGGUUUACAUGUCCCUAAUGUACUACUCGUUUAUGCUCGUGAGCUCGGUCAUGACCACAAAGAAAUAUUUACAUACAAACAAAAAACAGACAAAGGACCAGAAGGGUGGGGCAAGAUAAAUCCUGAUUGGAAAGUUUGUAACACCGGGAAACUUCAAUCUCCGAUCGAUCUUACAAACGAAAGAGUUAGUCUUGUUCAUGAUCAACCAUGGAAUAUGGAUUACAAACCAGCUCCGGCUGUUAUUGUAAACAGAGGGCAUGACAUUAUGGUAUCGUGGAAAGAAGAUGCUGGCAAAGUAACAAUACAUCAAACUGAUUACAAAUUGGUGCAAUCACAUUGGCAUUCUCCCUCUGAGCAUACCAUUAAUGGAACUAGAUACGAUUUGGAGCUUCACAUGGUUCACACAAGUGCUCAGGGCAAAAAUGCAGUGAUUGGUCUUCUUUACAAAUUAGGUGAACCUAAUGAAUUCCUCGCAAAGCUACUAGAUGGAAUAAAAGGAGUGGAGAAAAAAGAGAAAAAUAUAGGGAUGGUGGAUCCUCGAGAGAUCAAGUUUCAUUCCAAAAUAUAUAGGUACAUGGGCUCUCUCACUGCUCCUCCUUGCACUGAAGGCGUUCUUUGGACCGUACUCACAAAGGUGGAAACAGUAUCAAUGGAGCAACUUACAGCACUGAAGGAAACCGUUGAUGAUGGAUUUGAGGCAAAUUCAAGACCGAUUCAAGACCCACAUGGAAGAUCUAUUUGGUUUUACGAUCACAAUGUUUGA